This is a messenger RNA of Erythranthe guttata (spotted monkey flower), 1695 nucleotides long. The record is from RefSeq and is a predicted model, not a curated record. NCBI's taxonomy places the organism in Eukaryota, Viridiplantae, Streptophyta, Magnoliopsida, Lamiales, Phrymaceae.
AUGGGAAUAUCGAUGUUCGUCGGAGUGGUUCUGCAGAUAUUUGUUUUAGUUGCUAAUUCUGAGAUUUUGCACAGAAAAGCCCUUAAACAAGACAAUAUUAUUCGAGAUGAUUUGCCGUCUCAAGGAGUGCAAUUGCUUGAAGACGAUACGCAUGUUGUAAUAAGCAAUGGAAUAGUUAGCAUCAGAUUAACAGUACCAGGUGGUUCUGUCACUAAUAUCACUUACAAAGGGAGUGACAAUUUGCUUUUUCCAGAAAAUAAUGAAGCAGAUAGAGGACACUGGGAUGUUGUUUGGAACAAUACAGCACAUGCUGAUCAAACUGACAAUUUUGUAGGAACGAGUUAUAAGGUGAUAAUGCAAAACGAAAAUCAAACGGAGAUUUCGUUCACCAGAACAUGGACCUUAAACAGCACAGAAGCUCCUUUAAAUGUCGAUAAAAGAUAUGUAAUGCUAAAAGACUCACCUGGAUUUUACACGUAUGUUGUUCUCGAACGUUUACCGGGAUGGCCGGUUUUUUACAUCCAAGAAGGAAGAGUUUUGUUCAAGCUCAACGAAAACAUGUUUCAGUAUAUGGCUGUGUCUGAUUCGAGGCAAAGGUUUAUGCCAAAGGUUAAGGAUCGUGAAAACGGGAAGGUGCUCGAUUAUAAAGAAGCUGUUCUCCUAACUAAUGCAACAAACCCCGCGUUCAACGGGGAGGUGGAUGAUAAAUACCUAUACACAUGUGAUAACAAAGAUAUAAAGGUUCAUGGAUGGGUAGGCAGCAACCCUUCAUUAGGGUUUUGGAUGAUAACACCAUCCAAUGAAUUUCGGACAGGUGGACCUCUCAAACAAGAUCUCACCACUCAUCUCGGUCCAACUGUUCUCCAUUAUUUUACUAGCACACAUUAUUCUGGAGAAGUUUUAGCAAUCAAAUUUAAAACUGAAGAAUACUGGAAAAAAGUUAUCGGACCGGUUUAUAUCUACCUCAAUUCGAAUGAUUCCGCAAACGCCGAUCCUUCCAUACUUUGGAUUGACGCCAAACAAAGGAUGCAAAAGGAGGAAGCUAGUUGGCCAUAUGAAUUCCCACUUUCGGACGACUUCGUUAAAUCGAAUCAAAGGGGAGCUUUAAGCGGUCAAUUACUUGUUCGCGACUGGUUCGUUAACAAGCAAGCUGUGCCCGGUGCAUCGGCCUAUGUGGGAUUGGCACCACCUGGAAAAGUUGGCUCAUGGCAAUUUGAAAACAAGGGCUAUCAAUUUUGGACAAAAACAAACAAAGACGGAAGUUUUUCGAUUAAGAACGUAAUACCCGGAAAUUAUAGUUUGUUUGCAUACGUGCCUGGAUUCAUCGGAGAUUACAAACAUGCUUCAGACAUCACUAUCACACCUGGAUCCAAUAUUCAAGCAACUAAUGUUGUUUUCGAUGCUCCAAGAAACGGUCCCACGUUGUGGGAGAUCGGAAUUCCCGAUCGAUCGGCCGCCGAGUUCUUCAUUCCAAACACAGAUUCAAGAUUCAAGAUCCAUCAAUACAAAAAACCCGUUGAAAGGUUCAGACAGUACGGACUUUGGGAGCGUUACGAAAAAUUGUACCCACGAAAGGAUCUAGUUUUCACAAUUGGAUCUAGCAAUUAUAGUAAAGACUGGUUUUUCUCUCAGGUUACGAGGUUCGUACACCGAUUUUAUUUUUGAUUUCGUCUUAUUUUUCCUUUUAUUUUUAGU